Molecule: messenger RNA, 728 nt
Organism: Python bivittatus (Burmese python)
Lineage: Eukaryota; Metazoa; Chordata; Lepidosauria; Squamata; Pythonidae
Source: RefSeq, a predicted model, not a curated record
UCCACACACCGGCUGACUUCCGGCUCCCAGAAAGUCCCUCUUCUGCAGCCAUGGAAAAGUACUUCUCCGCCAUCCACAAGAUGGAGCAGACGGUGAUGUUCCCCAGCCUCCUCCGCGGGGUCUCCUUCGAAGAGCAAGAGGAUGGCAUUGGGGCGGACUUGGCUGACAAAGACUUGUUUGAACAUUUUAUGCUGCUGAAAUCUGGCAAGGGAUUUUGGGAAAGUGGGCUCCUGCCUCUGGGAAAAGAGAAGCCACAUGUUAUUCCCGAAGUGAAGGAGGAGAACGUGGAGAAGGACAGCCUGGAAGACAUCUUGUACUACCACUUGUCCAGUUUGUACCGCGUCCUCCAUCACUUGACCCAGAGAGCCAACACGGUCACCUGCAAAUACAAUGAAAUUAUGGGACGGAUCAACCAGAGCUGAGGUGCUGAGCAACACACACUAGGAAACAGCCAGAGGUAAGAUGUUUCCUUUUAUACAUUGGGGAGGGUUCUUUUCUUGAGGUUGGGGCCUUUAAUUUUAUUUUUCUGCUGAGGGAUGAUUCUCAGGGUUAGGAUCACAUCACUGCAGUGGGCAUGGCCAACGUUUAUCGCCUAAUGUUUUCCAGGAGGUGAGAGUUAAGAGUUGAAAUGGAUGCCCAAGACUUAAAGCCUCCCAUUUUAUCUCUUAAAUCACCCCAUAUAGAAAAAUCAGCUUGAUUUGACAGGUUAGGGCAGUGUUUUUCAACCU